AUGAGCUCCGGACGCCCUGUUGUCCACCAGGACUACAUUGCAAAAAUCCGAUACUCAAAUGCGCUGCCUCCUCCACCCUGUCCGCCAAAGCUGCUGGACAUCCCCAACACUGGUCUUUCGAGCGGUCAAUACACAUCAGCGGGCUUUGCGUCAAGACUGGCGCGAGAGCAGUCGCUGAAUAUUGAGGCUGAUGCGGAGUUGGGAAUGCCCAUCGACUUGGUGGGUAUCCCCAAGGUAUUCGAUGGAGACGAGUCUGCUAUCCAGGCGAUGCCUCACCCGCCACCGCUCAGCACAGCAGACAGAGCGCUGAUGCGACCGCCGAACCAGCUCGGCAAGACGCAGACCAAUGCCUCUGGCGCGACUUUCCUGCGACGAACAGAAUAUGUCACCUCAAGCACAACCGGCGGCUCCAAGUUCGAGUCCAGUAACUCGUCCAACACGAUGCGCCUGCGGAGGAAGCGAAAGCAGGUAGAGACCUCAUUAGACGACCCUACCAACAUCGCGCGACACAUCCUCAAGAGCUUCAACAUCGCGUACCCAGCAGAUGCCUACAACGGCCAGGACGGUGCCGAGAACAUCAGGGCAGCGGAAUCGACGCCCGAAGAGCGACUAGCAUGGAACAAGCCCAAGAACCCCCGGAACCCCAACCUAACACUCGUGGACUCCUACCCACUCCUUCCAGACUGGGACGCCAUGCCCGACACCGGCGGCUACAUGGUCUUCAAGUUCACCGCACCCCCGAUCAACAACCCGCUCGACCCAUCCUACGACCCGCGUCUCGACGUCGCCCUCCUCCGUCCCGCCGGCCAAACAAUCCAAGACCAAGAAAAGUACAUGGAAGACCGCGAAGCCCACCGCCUGGACCCCACCGUCCCACCCCCGAUCCCCCGCUGGCAAUUCGAAUACUUCCUUCCCUCCGACAAGAACAAGGUCCGCGGCAUCAAGCGCAACUUCACGACGCACGACCCCACCAACGAAGCAGACAUCGACUUCGACAUCGCCGAAGACGACGAAGGCCAGCCGCGCAAAUGCUUCAAAUACGAUAACGUGCGUACGUACGAGACGAGCCAGCAAGUUGGUGACCCCAGCGAUACCUACGGCGACGUUGUUGCGCUUGCGCUGCAUGACCCGGAGAAACAUGCGAAUGAGCCGCUGCGCGAUAGCAAGAUGCAGCGGGCGGCGUACUUCUACCCGAUUACGCAGAGGACGCAGUUGAGACCUAGGAGGCCGGGUCGUAUUGAUAUGACGGAGGAACAGCCGAAGGUCGAUAUUAUCGAGGCGGCUGGUAAGGAGCCGGAGAGCUUGGAGAGGAGGGAGGGGUAUAGGAAGAGGGCUGAGGGCGUGGAGUAG
This is a messenger RNA of Alternaria conjuncta, 1350 nucleotides long. RefSeq lists its product as uncharacterized. The record is from RefSeq and is a predicted model, not a curated record. The transcript has 2 exons. Gene Ontology annotation, biological process: transcription elongation by RNA polymerase II. Lineage: Eukaryota; Fungi; Ascomycota; Dothideomycetes; Pleosporales; Pleosporaceae. The coding region runs from base 1 to 1350 and encodes 449 amino acids. Gene Ontology annotation, cellular component: Cdc73/Paf1 complex. Gene Ontology annotation, molecular function: RNA polymerase II complex binding; chromatin binding.